Molecule: messenger RNA, 1945 nt
Organism: Tachysurus fulvidraco (yellow catfish)
Lineage: Eukaryota; Metazoa; Chordata; Actinopteri; Siluriformes; Bagridae
Gene: pax10
Product: paired box 10
Exons: 9
Coding region: 573-1355 (260 amino acids)
Biological process (GO): regulation of transcription by RNA polymerase II; anatomical structure development
Molecular function (GO): DNA-binding transcription factor activity, RNA polymerase II-specific; RNA polymerase II cis-regulatory region sequence-specific DNA binding
Source: RefSeq, a predicted model, not a curated record
GAGCCAUUUCUGAUGCCCAGCUGUGACACACUCGUCUCUUGUGUGUGUAAAUAGCUGCAGGUGAUCUUUGGCCUCGGCUUCGUCUCUUUCAGCCACUUUAUUUUUCUCUCUCUUCAAAUACGGCGCUUUCCCUUUUACUGGCAUUAAGUGCAGAUCUGACACUGACUCUGUGUGUCAUCCCAGUACAUACCCCCCCCCCCCAACCCUGUGUCUGAAGAGAAGUUUCCCAACCCCACCUUCUCUCUUUUACUCCAUCUAACUCUCUCUAUCUCUCAGUCCAACAACAAAUGGAGCAAAGGGUCCAAGAGGCAUGAGGGAACAACGAUAGAGAGACAGAAGGACGAGUGGAUUUCUCUCGUCCAGCAGGUUGGAUGGUGGUUUUUGAAAGAUGGAGAUAAAGAUGAUGAUGGUGUUGAGAGAGAUGUUGGAGAUGGUGAUGGUUACAGAAUAACUUUUUCACUGAUCAACAGGAUAAAAACAGAUGAAUGAGAGGUGAGACAGGAGGAGGUGAGACAGGAGGAGGUGAGACAGGAGGAAGUGUAUGAAGUGUCGUCUACGAAGAACGCAGCAUCAUGCUGAAUCUCCAACACACCUGGACGAGUCCCGAUACCUGGUACCAUGAGAACAACAGCAUCACGCAGCAUGGCACAGAUGGCUGUGUGAAGGACGUGAACUGGGGGACGGCGGGACGAGGAGAACGAGGAGGAGACAGGAGGAAGCAGAAGGACAGGGACGAAAGGGACGAGGCUCAGCUUCAGCUCCAGCUGAAGAGAAAACUGCAGAGGAACCGUACAAGCUUCAGCCAGGAGCAAAUCGACGCUCUGGAGAAAGAGUUCGAGAGGACUCAUUAUCCCGAUGUCUUCACCAGAGAAAGACUGGCCUCCAAAAUUGACCUUCCUGAAGCACGUAUCCAGGUGUGGUUCUCCAAUCGGAGAGCUAAGUGGAGGAGGGAGGAGAAGCUGCGCAACCAGAAGAAGCUGGGGGGCGGGACUUCAUGUUCUCUAACUCACACACCGCUCAGCACAUCCUUCAACCCGCCUGUUUAUCAUCCUCACCAUGGCAACGCCUCCGGCUCUACACACUGUCACACGGACUCGUCUCUGUGUGUGUUCAGUUCGCUGUCUGUCUUCUCUCCUCUACAGUCAACCUCCUCUUACUCCACCAUGUUGUCUCCGCCCCCAUCUGCUUCUACUCUACUACCUCAUAAAUUUGAUCCCGCCUCUUACUCCGCCCCCCACCUGCCUCCUCCUACAGCUGGCACGAACACAGGAUUUCUUGCCAGCGUGUCGCUCUCAGGGGUUCAGGCUGGAGAUCAGGACCUGAGUUUGGGUCAGUACUGGACCAGACUGCAGUGAGAUGCAGAACCAGAGCCUCAAAGACAUCAUCAGUGACCUCUGAAGUUAUGAUCCACAAGCCACUCCAUAUUUUACUCCUUCAGCCCUGCAGGUUUUACAACAGCUUUCAUGACGGCAGAAAGAAGACUGACUUCCACCUUGGAAUAAAUCAGUUUGAGAACUCAGAGCGUUCUGCAAUGAAGAAAACCUUUAUAUGACAUUAAAAUGUUCAGCUGCACAGAUGGUCCACUGUGUGUUAAACAUCUGAUCUGCUCUGUGUGACAAGUAGAAACCCUGUUAAAUAAUAACAGCAAUAAUCUGUAAUUAGAGUGAAAGUAGACGGAGCCCAUGAGGAGUAGAGUGAAAUUAGAUUAGAGUUUACUGAUUAAUUACUGAAAUGAUUCAGAAAUAUCUUUAACAUGCUAUUUAUUUGUUUGUUUCUUUGAAAUCAUUUGUUUCUUUCUAUAUAUUUACACAUCUGUGUGUGUGUGUGUGUGUGUGUGUGUGUGUGUGUGUGUGUGUGUGUGUGUGUGUGAGCAGAAUAAGAUUAUUUGUAGUACUAAAAGUGUGCUUCAGUGGAGUGUGUGAAGGUUUUGUCACUAGAGCAAUGU